AGCCACUGGGUAAAUAUGAAUGUCAUUAUUCAGGAGCUACAUCUAAGGGGCCACCAGGUUUCCGUUGUGCGUUCAACAGACAGCUGGUACAUCAAGGAAUCCUCCCCAUUCUAUACUUCAAUUACGCUCGAUAUGGAGUCAGGGUUUGAUGAAGACUUUUUAACAGCAUUUAUUGCGGAACUGUUGGACAUCCAGAAGGGAGGGAUGUCUGUCUGGAAACGCUUUAAACUGGAAAUGGAACUAGCAAAAAAAACCUCUGAAAUGCAAAAGAAACAAAGCAAAUUGACUGAAGGGCUUUUUGAAAACAAAGAGCUUAUACAGUCACUAAAGGAUGCAGAAUAUGAUCUUGUCCUGACAGAUCCUGCCACACCAACAGGUGCCAUACUUGCCCAAUACCUCAAGUUGCCUCUUGUUUUUAAUGUUAGAUGGACUAGUCAGGGUGAAGGCCAUUUUUCAAUUGCACCAUCUCCUCUCUCUUAUGUUCCCAUAGUAGGGAGUGAGCUAUCUGAUAAAAUGAGCUUUUUUGAGAGGCUGCUAAAUGUCCUAAUUUUUGGUUUCGCAGAAUAUCAGAUUGCCCAGUAUUUGCUACCACAUUAUGAGAACCUCAUUGAAAAAUAUUUUGGUCCAGACACAGACUACUUAUCCAUGUUUCAAGCUGACCUGUGGCUAAUGAGAGUGGAUUUUGUGUUUGAGUUUCCUCGCCCCACCAUGCCUAAUGUUAUCUAUAUGGGAGGGUUCCAGUGCAAACCAGCAAAACUGCUUCCGCAACAUUUGGAGGACUUUGUGCAGAGUUCUGGAGAACAUGGUGUGAUCCUCAUGUCUCUGGGAACUUUGAUUGGAGAACUACCCCCUGACUUAGCUGAAGCGAUCACUGCAGCUUUUGCAAAAUUACCCCAGAAAGUCAUUUGGCGGUAUAAAGGUGACAGGCCAGGCACUCUGGGUAACAACACUUUGCUGGUGGACUGGAUGCCACAGAGUGACCUAUUAGGGCAUCCUAAAAUAAAACUUUUUGUGGCUCAUGGGGGAACAAAUGGUGUUCAAGAAGCUAUUUAUCAUGGAGUCCCUAUUUUAGGACUUCCUCUGGUUUUUGAUCAACAUGAUAAUUUAUUUAGAAUCAAAGAAAGAGGAGCAGGGAAAGUCAUAGAUGUUUUUACUAUGAAUGAAGACAUUUUCUUUCAAGGUAUUAUGGAAGUCCUGACUGAUCCCUCCUACAGGAUGAACAUGCAGAGACUUUCCAGGCUGCACAGAGAUCAGCCAAUAAAGCCACUGGACAAUGCCCUCUUCUGGAUAGAGUUCGUCAUGAGACACAAAGGUGCAGCUCACUUAAGAACUGAAUCCUACAAACUGCCCUGGUAUUCCUACCACUCUGUAGAUGUGAUACUUUUCUUAGCUGCAGUUGUGCUGGUUAUUCUGGGCACCUUUGCUAUCUUAAUAAAAUGCCUAUGCUCUAUGUUCCUGAGGACAAAGCGUAAACGUGAUUAAAAAGAAAUA
Molecule: messenger RNA, 1491 nt
Organism: Pelmatolapia mariae (spotted tilapia)
Lineage: Eukaryota; Metazoa; Chordata; Actinopteri; Cichliformes; Cichlidae
Product: UDP-glucuronosyltransferase 2B17-like
Exons: 1
Coding region: 16-1482 (488 amino acids)
Molecular function (GO): UDP-glycosyltransferase activity
Source: RefSeq, a predicted model, not a curated record